AUGGAAGGCAAAAGGCUAAUCAUUGUGUUGCCAUCAAUGAUGAUGAUUGUGGUGUUGCUAUGCACAAUAUUUGAAGGCAGUCUGGCCACCUCCUCUAUUGUCUUUUCUUUGAGCGGGAAUGCUUAUCCUAAAGGGGCCUACUUCGUGGACAUCCAUAUAGGAGACCAAGCCGAGCCAUUUGAGCUUCACGUUGAUACUGGUAGUAGCCUCACUUGGGUCAAGUGCGUAGAACCUUUUGAGAAUUACGCUCAGCCCCAAGAAGGUCUAUACAAACCGCCAAAACAUAGCAUUGUGCAAUGUCAGGAUCCCUUAUGUGCUGUUGUUCAAGGAAAGAAAUAUAAUUGUGAAAACACAACAAAUCGAUGCGACUAUAUUUUUGAAUAUGAUGAUGGCAGUUUAGCUCAUGGUUAUCUAGUCAAUGACCAUUUUCAUCUGCGCCUUUUCAAUGGCUCUAUCAUUCGUUCACUUUUGGUAUUCGGGUGUGGAUACAAACAAACGGGAGCUUUUGAUGGGGCUGGAAUCUUUGGUCUAAGUAGGGGUCCGCUUGGCUUCUCAUCACAAAUACAUUCACAGGGUCUAACACAACAAGUGACUAGUCACUGUUUAAGUAGUAGAGGAGGUGGCUUUUUGUUCAUUGGAGACGAUCUUGUUCCUCCUUCAGGAAUCUCUUGGACGCCUAUCACAAGCACAAGUAAUCAUGGACAGGACUACGGAUCAGGACCAGUGGAGCUCUUGUUUAAUGGAAGUUCAACUCAAGUAAGAGGACUUCAAUUCAUUUUUGAUAGUGGAUCCGACUUAUCCUACUUAAACCACCCUCCCUACCAGGACACACUUGAUUGGAUUAGCGAUGCCCUGAAAAGAACACCAUUGAUUCGUACACAACCGAUGGGAAUCUUUCCUAUUUGUUGGAAACACAAUAAAAGUCCUAUUAGAUCCUUUGAUGAUGUUAAAAACUACUUCAAGAGCCUGACCUUGAACUUCACAAAUGUACCAAACGUUAAGCUGAAUUUACCAGUCCAUGCUUAUCUCAUACGUGUUGGGGUAAACGUGUGCUUGGCUAUUUUAGAUUGUGGCCAAGUAGAUGUAGAAAAUCCGAAUGUAAUUGGAGUCUUUUCGAUGCAAGAUAAGUUGAUGAUCUAUGAUAAUGUUAACCAUCGCAUUGGAUGGGCUUCUAGUAACUGCAACAUGCCCGCAUGGCGUUAA
This is a messenger RNA of Tripterygium wilfordii, 1203 nucleotides long. Its product is annotated as aspartyl protease APCB1-like. Bases 1 to 1203 code for a protein of 400 amino acids. NCBI's taxonomy places the organism in Eukaryota, Viridiplantae, Streptophyta, Magnoliopsida, Celastrales, Celastraceae. Gene Ontology annotation, molecular function: aspartic-type endopeptidase activity. The record is from RefSeq and is a predicted model, not a curated record. Gene Ontology annotation, biological process: proteolysis. The transcript is spliced from 8 exons.